GAUAUACUUGGACAGAGGGGUGGACGUGGAUGUGGUAUACAUGGACAGAGGGGUGGCUGGACAUGAUAUACUUGGACAGAGAGGUGGCUGGACAUGAUAUACUUGGACAGAGAGGUGGCUGUGGAUGUGGUAUACUUGGACAGAGAGGUAGCUGUGGACAUGUUAUACUUGGACAGAGGAGUGGCGGUGGACAUGGUAUACUUGGGCAGAGAGGUGGCUGUGGAUGUGGUAUACUUAGACAGAGGGGUGGCUGUGGAUGUGGCAUACUUGGGCAGAGGGGUGGACGUGGUAUACUAGGAGAGAGGGGUGGAUGUGGUAUACUUGGACAGAGGGGUUGCAGUGGACAUGGUAUAUGGACAUGGUAUACUUGGGCAGAGGGGUGGCUGUGGAUGUGGUGUACUUAGACAGAGGGGUGGCUGUGGAUGUGGCAUACUUGGACAGAGGGGUGGACGUGGUAUACUUGGACAGAGGGAUGGACGUGGUAUACAUGGACAGAGGGGUGGCUGGACAUGAUAUACUUGGACAGAGAGGUGGCUGUGGAUGUGGUAUACUUGGAGAGAGGGGUGGCGGUGGACGUGGUAUACUUGGCCAAGGGGUGGCGAUGGACGUGGUAUACUUGGAUAGAGGGGUGGCGGUGGACGUAGUAUACUUGGACAGAGAGGUGGCGGUGGACAUGGUAUACUUGGACAAAGGGGUGGCGGUGGACAAGGUAUACUUGGACAGAGGGGUGGCGGUGGACGUGGUAUACUUG
Messenger RNA from Staurois parvus, 751 nucleotides. Lineage: Eukaryota; Metazoa; Chordata; Amphibia; Anura; Ranidae. The record is from the annotation of a GenBank genome assembly.